This is a messenger RNA of Angiostrongylus costaricensis, 1977 nucleotides long. Lineage: Eukaryota; Metazoa; Nematoda; Chromadorea; Rhabditida; Metastrongylidae. The record is from the annotation of a GenBank genome assembly.
AUGACUGAAGAACGGUUCGAUUCUAUUCUAUUUUCGUUGGCACAGCAGAUGCCUGGCGGGGUUCCGGACCUCCUCGAUACGCUGUUCGGGUUUCUUGCAAGAAAAACUGAUUUCUACUCUGGUGCGGGAAUUGACGAAGCGCGAUCGAUGCUUCUGACAUAUUUCGACAAACAUGGGAAGGAAGCAGCUGAGGCCCAAACAAUGAACGAGAAUAAAGUCGAGGAAAUCUCAGAGGCUGAAGCCGCAGAGUUUGAAGAAAAGUUUGGCGGGAAACGUGUCAUACCAACUUCAAAAGACGUUCAAGAAGAGCAGACUGAAAAGAAAGGAACCGCCGACCAUGUUGAGGACGAAGAUAAGGGUAAAAUUAUGCCUAACCCCGGAAAUGGAGCAGAUCUAGACCAGUAUCAAUGGACUCAAACUCUGCAAGAAGUAGAGAUUCGCAUACCAUUUAAAGUUGGCUUCCCUUUGAAAUCGCGAGAUGUUGAUGUUAUCGUUGAGAAGAGCCACCUACGUGUUGGUUUGAAAGGACAUGCUCCUGUUAUUGAUGGGCCAUUAUUUGCUCAAAUAAAAACAGAAACAUCGGCCUGGGUCCUUGAGGAUAAACGAACUGUUGUUGUUUCUUUUGAGAAGAUGAAUGGAAUGGAAUGGUGGAGAUAUGUUGUGAAAGGAGAACCGGAGAUAAACACUAAGAAGGUUCAGCCAGAGAAUUCCAAACUGUCAGAUUUGGACGGUGAAACCAGAUCGAUGGUUGAGAAGAUGAUGUAUGACCAGCGUCAAAAGGAGCUUGGUCUACCAACAAGGGUCUUCAUUGUGGGUGCGAAACGAGUCGCGUUCGGUACGUUCGGUGGCAAGCUGAAGAACCAUUCGGCCACCGAUCUCGGUGUCUUCGCCACUGUCGCAGCUCUUGAACACGCUGGUGCUAAAGCAGAGUCCAUUGACCAUGUCAUAUUUGGAAACGUCGUAGCGAGUUCUAAAGACGGCAUAUAUUUGAGUCGACAUAUUGGGUUGAAAAGUGGUAUCCCUCAAAAUGUAGGCGCACUCACAGUAAAUCGUCUUUGUGGGUCGGGUUUUCAAGCCGUUAUCAGUGCUGCUCAUCUUAUCAGGCUUGGUGAAUCGAAAUUGGUAGUAGCUGGAGGUUCCGAGAACAUGACACAAGUGCCAUUCGCAGUGAGGAACGUGAGGUUUGGUACAGCUCUUGGUGCAAAGUAUGAGUUCGAAGACAUGUUAUGGGAGUCUCUCUUAGAUCCCUAUGCAAAACUCUCAAUGGGACAAACAGCUGAGAAACUUGGGGCACAGUAUAAGGUUAGUCGUACUGAUGCCGAUGAGUUCGCAUUGCGUUCACAGCAGCUAUGGGAAAAGGCUCAAAAUGCUGGCUAUUUCAAAGCGGAAGUAGCACCGAUAACUGUGAAGGGCAAAAAGGGAGAAGAAACCUUUGAAGUCGAUGAACAUCCACGGCCUGUAACAACACUGGAGUCGCUCGCCAAACUUAAGCCAGUGUUUCAAAAGGAUGGCUUAGUGAACGCCGGAAACGCGUCGGGCAUAUGUGAUGGUGCUGCCGCGAUGGUUGUGGCUGGUGAUGAAGCUGUGGAAGAAUAUGAUUUGAAACCACUUGUACGCGUAGUGAGCUACGCUGCAGUUGGCUGUGAUCCAACAAUUAUGGGAAUCGGUCCUGCUCCCGCUAUACGUCAAGUUCUUGCGCAAACCGGACUAAAACUUGGUGACAUUGACAUAUUCGAGGUAAAUGAGGCGUUUGCUCCACAAACAUUAGCGGUACAACGCGAACUCGGAAUUCCUAUGGAGAAACUGAAUUUAAAUGGAGGUGCAAUUGCCCUAGGACACCCUCUAGGAGCUUCCGGAGCCAGGAUUAGCGUGCAUCUUGUUCACGAGCUUAGACGACGUAACGCAAAGUAUGCUAUCGGAUCCGCUUGCAUAGGAGGUGGCCAGGGGAUAGCCAUACUCUUCGAAAAUGUCAAUUAA